AUGUCAAAUUCUCAAUUCAUUCUUUUAACCUCUUCGAUCCUUGAUGAGAACACUAUAAGUCUCAUAAAAUGUAAUCUUGGAAGAUAUUAUAUCGAAUGUAAUGAUAGAAAAUCUAUCUUACGUUUUCUAGACGUGAAUGAUGCUUUGAAGCUAGGAAAUGGGAAAAGGUCACCUCCAAAAAGCUUCAUCCUUUUUAGAAAAAGUUUUCAGAGUAGUAUUACCCAAAUGGCUCUCAAAAUCGAAAGGGCCCAAAUUUCAAAACACGCCACGGUCCUCUGGGCAUAUAUUAAAAAUGCUCAACCACAUCUGUAUUACUACUUUAAAAAUGUUUCUGAGGAGGCUACAGAUCGGUAUAAUACUUCCAACCUCAAAAUUUUGAUGUACGAUCCCUAUAGAUCGACAAACUCGACAAACGUUAAAGGAAUCUCUCGUGAAGAGAUUGCAUGUGAAGAUUCCGAAUACCUCGAAUAUUUAGAAGAUGACUCUUCACAAUACGAUUCUGUUUUAUGCGCUUUCGACCCAUCAAGACUUGAUAGUCCAGAUGUGAAAAAUGUGAUUCUUGACCUUUAUCCUGAAAUUUCGUAA
Messenger RNA from Dentiscutata erythropus, 585 nucleotides. The record is from the annotation of a GenBank genome assembly. Lineage: Eukaryota; Fungi; Glomeromycota; Glomeromycetes; Diversisporales; Gigasporaceae.